Molecule: messenger RNA, 3911 nt
Organism: Stegastes partitus (bicolor damselfish)
Lineage: Eukaryota; Metazoa; Chordata; Actinopteri; Pomacentridae
Gene: peli2
Product: pellino E3 ubiquitin protein ligase family member 2
Exons: 6
Coding region: 207-1481 (424 amino acids)
Biological process (GO): protein polyubiquitination; regulation of Toll signaling pathway
Molecular function (GO): protein binding; ubiquitin protein ligase activity
Source: RefSeq, a predicted model, not a curated record
AGUAAGUUACGUUUUGCCAUGUCACGCUGAGGAAGUUUGAGAAGCAGUUUAUUUAUAGAAAAAACUGGAUUCGGGUGGGCAAACCGACACACAAGCCGCCGCGUGUGUGCGACCUGAGAUGAGCGCACGUCGUUGUUUUUGACGGGAAAACCCUCGUUGUUAAUUUUGGCAUUAACCGUUACAGCUAAAGUGAAGCCAGAAGCCUCAUGUUUUCGUCAAGCCAAGAGGAGCACUGCGCCCCGUCCAAAGACCCGGUCAAGUACGGAGAGCUGGUGGUGCUGGGGUACAAUGGCUCCCUGCCCAACGGAGAUCGGGGUAGACGGAAAAGCAGAUUUGCGCUAUACAGGAGGACCAAAGCCAAUGGUGUCAAGCCAAGCACUGUGCACAUCCUCAACACACCCCAGGCCAGCAAGGCCGUGAACUGCAAAGGCCAACACAGCAUCUCCUACACGCUGUCCAGGAACCAGACGGUGGUGGUGGAGUACAGCCAUGACAAAGACACGGACAUGUUUCAGAUUGGCCGUUCCACUGAGAGUCCCAUAGACUUUGUGGUCACCGACACCAUAGCAGGAGGCCAAGAAGGAGAGGAGACUCCAAUCACGCAGAGCACCAUCUCCCGCUUUGCCUGCCGAGUUGUCUGCGAGCGCAACCCUCCCUUCACCGCUCGCAUCUAUGCAGCUGGGUUUGACUCUUCCAAAAACAUCUUCCUUGGGGAAAAAGCUGCUAAAUGGAAAAACCCUGACGGUCACAUGGACGGCCUGACGACCAAUGGCGUGCUGGUAAUGCACCCUAAGGGUGGGUUCACGGAAGAGUCGAAGCCCGGCGUGUGGAGAGAGAUCUCUGUUUGUGGGGAUGUUUACACGCUGAGAGAGACUCGCUCAGCACAGACCCCAGGCAAACUGGUGGAGAAUGAGAGUAACAUCCUGCAGGACGGCUCCCUGGUGGAUCUAUGUGGAGCCACUCUGCUGUGGCGCACUGCAGAAGGCCUCUUCCACACUCCCACCCAGAAGCACCUGGAGGCUCUCAGGCAGGAGAUCAACGCAGCGCGGCCUCAGUGCCCCGUCGGUCUCAACACGCUUGCCUUCCCCAGCAUGCAACGCAGCCGCGCCCUCUCAUCCCUGGAGGACAAGCAGCCCUGGGUCUACUUGGCGUGUGGCCACGUGCACGGCUACCACAACUGGGGCCACCGCUCGGAGCAGGAGCCCAACACUCAGCGCGAGUGUCCCAUGUGCCGGGUGGUGGGGCCCUACGUUCCGCUGUGGUUGGGCUGCGAACCGGCCUUCUACGUGGACACAGGUGCGCCCACGCAUGCCUUCGUGCCGUGUGGACACGUGUGCUCGGAGAAGUCCGUCAAGUACUGGGCGGAGAUCCCUCUGCCCCACGGCACCCACGCCUUCCACGCCGCCUGCCCCUUCUGUGCCACCCAGCUCAGCCUCACUCAGGGUUGUUCCAAGCUAAUCUUCCAGGGCCCAGUGGACUGAGCUGGAGGGUCCUGCUCUGGCAGAGAAGAUUAAACAGGAAGGCCAACAUGCUGUGAAACUGUUCAGAUUAUUUUGUGCUUUCUUUUGUUCAUGUAAGCCAGCUGUGGAAAGGAGUAAGUCUUUUCUUCUGGUCAUAUACUGUGGAUUCUGCACAACAGAGAGCCAUUACAGAUUGUUCAGGGCCUUUUGUGGCUGUUUGGAUGGCCACUGUGGGAUACAGAGACGUGGAGCACACUGGACCACAAAUGCAUGGCUCCUCCAGAAUGAAAUACUGUUUUAGCUGUCCUGCCAACCGACCACUUUAAACAAGGCUCCGGCGCUGGGCUGUUUAAACGACAAUGCCUGCUGGUUUUCCAUCAGAUGGCUGUAAAAGUAAGGUCGCGGAAGGAAUGAACUGAUUUCGCUCAUGAAUCAGACUGAACCAAACAACAGUGAGCAGGUGUAGUUGGAUCUGUUGGGGAAAGAAAGAGGGGGCCGGGGUUUAUUGUUGAGUUCCCGGUGGGCCCGAGACAGAGUUUUUACAGAGCCAGACAGCUGGACUGUUGGCUGGGAGAAAAGCCAGGAGAAACUUGGGGGUUUAAUGGCUAACUAGUUAAAUGGUCCCCGUUGGCCUCUUGGCCCUUAACCCGUAAUGGCAUCCAAAUCAUGUAGCUCUCCGGAGGUGGCUUCCAUUCGCCCGACAAACUUCGAGGGAGGGGACAAAGACUUUUUCGUGUACAGAGAUCUAAUCCAGUGCCUCAAAUCCCAGUUAAGUAUGGGAAUAUUUUUCAUAGAUGACAAAAGAUAUUUUGUUGAAGGUAAAGAGAGAGAGAUAGUUUUGCAUACAGAAGACGCAAGGAGACGACGACCCCCCCGUGGAUUUAGACUCGAGAGGUAUUUUACUACACUGAGGCCCUUGUACUGUUUUGUAAUGCAAAUGUUAAUAUAUUUUUCUCCUGCAUAUAUAAUGUGUGUGUGCGAAUGCUUGAGUGUAUGCGUGAUUGCGUGUGUGUGUGUGUGUGUGUGUGGGUUGGACUGUGUGGGUGCCCCGGGGCGGUUUAAAUCGCCCUGCAUCAUUUCACCCCCCUCCUCCAAUCCCCCUUUUCUAUGAUCUCGCCCACCACCCAAAACGCUACCAGAGAGAACACAGGAACUAAAACAAGGUCGCAGGGUUUUUUUUUUUUUACAAUGAAUGUACUGAAAUACAUUGACUCUCCUCGCCGGCGGUGCUCCAGUUAUACGACUCGCUUCCUCCAUAGCUGGGCCUGCUACAGGUAAGGCCUGUUUGCAGUUAAACGCAGCACUGAAGCUGUAAAAAAAACCCACAUGCGUCGGCCACACCUGCGCGCUAGCUAGCCGCGUCCCUGCCCCACACACACACAUGUACUGUAUUCAAUCAACACUGUUGUUAGCUUUAUCCCACGCUGGGUCUGAUCCAAUGAUUUGUCGAACCUGGGCACAGUCUCAGCAGCAUCCAGAGAUUAUACCAAAUAUACGGAGGAGCUGUUCUCUCGCCAUGUGAGCAACGUAACGGCCACUCUCUCUCUCUCUCUCUCUUUCUCUUUCUCUUUUCUCCAAUCCAAAGUGUUUCCGUAAACAAUCCUAAACCCAAACUGCUGCUAUGGUGGAAUGUUGACAGCUCCGGAUUACGGUCGAGGCUGCUCAGUAGCUCCACGAGAACAAUGAUACGAUCGCACCCCAUGCCAAAUUUGGUGAGUUCCAUUGUGUGUGGAUGAGUCAAGUUGUCCACAGCAAAGUAGCAGAUGAAUUGAAACUAAAGAAUCUGGGACGAAUCAGUGCAUUCUUCUUCUUCUUCUGCGAUGUUCGCUCACCAGACUGUGCCCACAUGUAGAGGGUAGCCUCUAACUUAUCGAUUAUAAUAGCGAGGAUUAAAAUUCCGACACGUCCAGGGUGACGUUCCUUUUAUAGUGUUUCAAAUGUUCUAUGAUUUAUAAAACUCUAAAGGUAAAAUCCACCUUGAUUAAGGGCUCCCAGACUCCACAGAAAAAGAUGUGAUUUUCUGAGCAGUGGUGGACGACUGGGAUAUUUUUUUUUUCUCCUUUUUGGUUCCUUCCUAAGAGAAACAUACUUUGCAUUCUUAAAAAUGUCAGCAGCAUUAAACACUUCCCCUCCCGCCGCAAAAUCGCUGGACUUGUGCACACUUUGUGUAACUGCCGUGCAGCAGGGUCACAUACUGUAGAGCAGCAUUCCCUCCUCCUCCUCACACGUUCAGCUCCGACACUGUGCCCGUUGCUUCAGACCGUGUUCUGUAACAGCUGCAGAGUAGCUGCCUCAAACAUUCCUCCUCGGUAAACAUGGGUGGGGCCCGCAGUUCACCCAAGGGCUUGUUCUAUGAUUUUGUCUCCUACAGGAACUCUGUGCACAAGCCAUAGAACGCACUGAUGCUCCCGAUGCCUCCUUUGCAAAGAAUAAAAUAUUUUUUAAAAAUGC